AUGUCCGAAACGCCAACCCAAAAGAGCCUCCCAGGCUCCUUAGUCUCGACGCAAAGCCAACUAGAAGCGUACGAUCCCAACGCGCCCUUCACGUUCAUCAACACAUUCAUCCUCCCGUCGUCGGACGUAGAGGAAGCGUUUCUGCACCAAUGGGCCAACGUCGCACGGUUCAUGAAGACGCAACACGGGCUGAUCUCUGCGCAACUCUACCGCGGCUGCCCGGACAAGGAUAACCGCAACAACAUCUUCACCAUGGUCGUGGUGUGGGAGUCGGUCAACGCGUAUCGGGAAAUGCUGCAGAAUCCGGAGCUGCAGAAUGUGCAUCAUGGGUUUCCCGAGGGGACCGAGGAGUUCUAUGUUAUGGCUACCAAGGUCGCGGUACCGGGGGUGUGCACUGCUUGA
This is a messenger RNA of Exophiala bonariae, 402 nucleotides long. RefSeq lists its product as uncharacterized. Bases 1 to 402 code for a protein of 133 amino acids. The record is from RefSeq and is a predicted model, not a curated record. Lineage: Eukaryota; Fungi; Ascomycota; Eurotiomycetes; Chaetothyriales; Herpotrichiellaceae. The transcript has a single exon.